Dryobates pubescens (Downy woodpecker) is the source of this 3210-nucleotide messenger RNA. It is a transcript of the gene PYROXD2, whose product is annotated as pyridine nucleotide-disulphide oxidoreductase domain 2. The transcript is spliced from 16 exons. The coding region runs from base 245 to 2011 and encodes 588 amino acids. Gene Ontology annotation, molecular function: oxidoreductase activity. The record is from RefSeq and is a predicted model, not a curated record. Lineage: Eukaryota; Metazoa; Chordata; Aves; Piciformes; Picidae.
AGCAUCGAGGCUGGUGUCUGUACCUUCUGCAAGCUGCCAGCAAAGCUGUGCCAGCAUGAGCUGUUACGUGCGCUUGCCCUGCCCAGCCUUCCCGCAAGCCUGGGACACGGUGUCCAGCCCUGCGCCAAGCCGUCCCCUGCCGCGGCCCCCGCCCCGUGUCCGGAAGCCCUAGGAAAAGUUCCGCCGUGAAAGCAAAGUCCAGGCUGCCGGGAGCAGGGCAGCCGCGGCCGGGCACUGCGAGGCGAUGGCAGCCGGGCUCCGGGCAUGGCUAGGCACGGACUACCCUUGCCGCUGCUUGCGGGGCUGGCAUCUGACCCCGGGGCUUCCGAGAUCACGGCUGGCCCAUGCCGCGGCUGCACCCCGGCUCCAGCAGGAGUACGAUGCGGUGGUGAUCGGGGCAGGACACAACGGGCUGGUGGCAGCUGCCUACCUGCAGCGGGCAGGAGUGCGCACGGUCGUGAUGGAGAAACGCCAUGUGCUGGGUGGUGCAGCCGUCACAGAGGAAAUUGUGCCAGGCUUCAAGUUCUCCCGGGCAUCAUACUUGCUUAGCCUGUUGCGGCCACAGAUCUACACUGAGCUGGAGUUACAGCGGCAUGGUCUGAGGGUGCUCCCACGGGACCCCUACUCCUUCACCCCACUACUGGAGCACAAGAGCUCUCCCCGCUCCCUCCUGCUGGGACAUGACAUGGCCCAGACCCAGCAGCAGAUUGCCCAGUUCUCCCAGAAGGAUGCUCAGGCUUACCCUGAAUAUGAGGCAUUCAUGGGACGCUUGGUGGCAGCCCUCAACCCACUGCUGGACGCCCCUCCAGUGGACACAGCUGCCCUGGGGCAGGGCUCCCUGCUGCAACGGCUCAGGGCCCUGCGAGCCCUGCAGCCCCUGCUGCAGGCAGGGCAGAUGCUGGGGUGGCAACUGCCCCGCUAUUAUGAGGUGCUCACAGCCCCCAUCUCCAAGAUCCUGGAUCAGUGGUUUGAGUCGGAACCCUUGAAGGCAACUCUGGCUACAGAUGCAGUGAUUGGAGCCAUGGCCAGUCCCUACACCCCUGGCAGUGGGUAUGUGCUGUUGCACCAUGUGAUGGGCGAGCUGCAGGGACAGCGGGGUGCCUGGGGCUAUGUAGCCGGUGGGAUGGGGGCCCUGUCCCAAGCCAUCGCUUGUGCAGCGACUGCCCUGGGAGCCCACAUCUUUGCUGAGAAGGCAGUGUGCCACGUGCUGCUGGGCAGGGACGGGCAAGCACAGGGCAUUGCUCUGCAGGACGGGACAGAGGUGAGGAGUAAACUGGUGCUGUCCAAUGCCUCCCCACAAGUCACCUUCCUGGAGCUCAUUCCCCAGGAGCAGCUGCCCAAAGAUUUUGUGCAGCGAAUACGGCAGGCUGACACGUGCUCCCCUGUCACCAAGAUCAAUGUGGCAGUUGAUCGGUUGCCCAACUUCCUGGCUGCCCCCAAUGCCCGUGAUGGCCAGCCCCUGCCCCACCACCAGUGCUCCAUCCAUCUCAACUGCGAGGGCACCCAUCUCCUGCACCAGGCCUUCACUGAGGCCACCCAUGGGUACCCUUCUAGCAGGCCCAUGAUCGAGCUCUGCAUCCCCUCGGUACUGGACCCAGGGCUGGCCCCACAUGGCUGCCACGUUGUGUCCCUCUUCACCCAGUACACCCCCUCUGUACUGGCGGGCGGGCAGCCCUGGGAUGAGGAAGCCAGAAAUGCAUAUGCAGACACAGUGUUUGACUGCAUUGAAGAUUAUGCCCCAGGGUUCAAGGCGUCUGUCAUAGGCAGGGACAUCCUGACACCACCAGAUCUAGAAAGGAUCUUUGGGCUGCCUGGUGGGAACAUCUUCCAUGGAGCAAUGUCUCUGGACCAGCUGUACUUUACCCGGCCAGCACCUUCCUACUCAGGCUACCGGUCCCCAAUUCCUGGCUUGUACCUAUGUGGAAGUGGAGCCCACCCUGGAGGAGGAGUGAUGGGAGCAGCGGGACGCAAUGCUGCCCAAGUGGCCCUCGAGGACUUCAGGCGCCUGUGAAAGCAGUGGUGACACUUGACUUCACCUGACCAAGGGUUGUGGCUGCAGCAAGCCAUGUUCACCCUCUGCAGAGCCCUGCUCAUCUCCAACUUGCUUUCCUGGCACCACAGGGCAGCAGCAUCCCCUUAGAGCUGGGGACUGUAGGGUGGCAGGGUCUCUUGUGCUCCCAGCUGCUACCAUGGCCCCCAGCUCUCCAUUGUCCAGCCUUGCUUGGUUGGCUCUUGUGCACUGACUGGCCAUGGCAAGCCUCCCUCAGCCCCUGCCUGUGCCAGUGGAAAUAAACCCUGCUGAGCAUUACCCUGGGGGAAAUCAGGCUCUGUUAAGCCAGCACACCCAGGCCCCAGUUUGAGCACUGUCACUGUAGUUUUUCAGGUCUUUGUGAAGCUCCCAACAUGCUGUCGUUGGGGGCUGCACUGUGCCAUCUGCUCUGUGGCUGGUUAUGCACAGGUGAUGAAUGGAGACAACCAUCCUCCCCCUGCUUCUCUCUUCUGAUUACUGAUGUAGACCCAGGUGCAUGCAGGGCUAUUUGGCUGGAGCCACACAGCCCCAGGCUGGCCAGAACCACCCCAAGGUGUCCAAAACAAGCAGGCAGCCAGGGAGCUGCUUGAGACAUGCUUUGCUACCUGAAACCCCCGAUUCUCAUCUGUCUUCCUGUUCCUCGGUGGCUGAGUUACAGCAGCCGUGCACUCAACAUCUCAGAGACCACAGGAGCCAGAACUGUCUGUGUCCCCGCCCCCAGCUUCCCCAUUCCUGACGGGAGCUACACGUGUUCUGGCCCCGUCCCUCCAUCCCCAGGGCAGAUGCUUCGUGCAGGCCAGCAGCUCUUGUUGGCCACCCUUCAGCUGACUGCAGGCUCGGGGUGUGCUGCGCUCCCGGAGCCGCUCACUGCAGAUUACAGAGCUCACAUCCUCUCCCUGCCCUCUUCCUCCCCCAGACAAUGCUCCCGAUUCAGCUGCCCGCGUCCCCUCCUGCCGGGCCCUAAAUACGGUGCUGCUAGGCUGAGCUGUUGCACCUGAGCUGGCUGAAUCAAUAUUGACCGGCCAGGAAUAGUCCCGCAGCCCGCUGAGAAUAGCCCCGCACGCCACCCCGCUGCCCACAGCUUCCCGCGCACGGGGCUGCCCUGCUCCCGGGGCCGUAUUUUUAGCUACUGCAAUUGCCGGCUGCCCGAGGCUGCAGGUGCUGGCACCCAGCAAGCCUCG